Messenger RNA from Xyrichtys novacula (pearly razorfish), 2298 nucleotides. The record is from the annotation of a GenBank genome assembly. Lineage: Eukaryota; Metazoa; Chordata; Actinopteri; Labriformes; Labridae.
AUGUUUCACAGUAAUAAACUCAGUUUCCCUCCCCCGUACAGUAAGUCCUCCCCGUGCCCCGCCUGCCACAGUCUUUCCAGAAGCUCCUGCCCCUCCCAGCAUGAAGUCACCUCCACAAUCCUGAGGCCCAAACCGCUCAGCGCCUCCCAAACCAAAGAGGUCAUUGUGAGGAGUGUGGAGGAGCUGUCAGCAGCGUCCUCCUCAUCCUGCUGCGGUGAGGACAGAAACUAUAUUUACCUUUUAGAGGGUUUAUCUACUCCUCAUUCACACUCAGAGGAAGCUCCACCCUCGAUUGUUGGUCACUGUACACCCCCUCAGAGACUCAGAGGUUCGAGGAUCCUCUUCAGUGGUUAUUGAUUAAACAGAGGUUUGAUUCAUUUUUCCCACAAUGACUUCAUCCUCUGAGUUGGAUUUGCUUCUGUGUUUACCCUCCAGGGGGUUGUCGAGUUACAAAAUGAGUUCAGGAUUUUAUUCUAAAGUGUAGUAAUGUUUCAGUAGAAAAACAUGAAUGACUGCUGCAGGUGGACUGAGUGCCACUAGGGGGAGCUGUGGUACUGUUACACUAAAAUCAAACCAGCACAGACCCAUGAGGAUUUCUGUGACGCCUUUAGAGUCAGUUUUGUAAAAUAUAAAAAUCAAAAGAUUCAUUAAAGUGUAAAUGUUAAAGAAAUGAGUGAACUUCAUCGGAAAACUUGUCGAGGAGCUUCAUCCUGGAAAGUUUGACAUCAGUAUGACUCUGUACAGUAAAUGAAUGAAGGAUUAAAUGCAGAUUUCCGCCUGUAAACUUCAUAAAUAUUAUACUGAGAUUCCAAAAAUCAUAUUUUAAAGAGAAAGAAAUGAAAAUCUCUGAAAGGUUAACAAACUGUUAGUUGAUUCUCCCUGUUUUUAGUACUUUAAGAGUUUAAAUCAGUCGAAAAUUCAGCUUCUUCUUUGUAUUCAAGCCUUAGAUAUCAUGCCGUAUCCCAUAGCAACAGAUCCUCGCUGUCUGGACUGCAUCCAUCAAAUAUAGGCUUUAUUAAAGGAGACCUAAUACACACUUUCAACUUUCAUUACAUUAGUCUGGGACACCUGGAGAGACGCUUUGCAUGAUUCCAAACUUAGAAAAAAAAAAAACCUCCGCCUCAUUUUUUCUGCUUCUAGAGUUUGUGUUACUUUUUACACAACUUUGUAGCCAUGAAAUGACCCAAAACUUCUGCCUGUGAGGCCAGAGCUGGUGGAGUGAAUGGUUCCUAUUCAGAUACAUUAGCUGCUGUUUCCUGAAGGUCUUUAUGGACGGUUUCAAUAACAGUUGGUAUGCAAAUCCAGCUCGUUCUGAAGAGGAGACCACAGACAGUUUCAUUCAUCCUGUUACUUCCUUUUGCCUCCAGUCUUUUAGACAAACGUUCAUAUAUCAUGUUAUGAAACUUGUUGAGGUUAAGUGUUGACAUUCAACCUUGUAAAAUAGAUCAGUACGUAUGUAUAAGAAUAGGGAUCAGCAUGUAAACAAACAUCACCAGCAGCAGCUGUGAGCAGAAGACCAGCGAGACACAUCCACAAAGUACUUUAGUGGACUUUCACAUGAUUAAUAUUCAUUUCUUUGAGCCGGUGUUAAUACUUCAGCUUUUAAUAACUGUCUGUCUGUCUGUCUGUCUGUCUGCAGAGGAUGACGAUGGUGGUGAUGAUGAAACCCGUCUAAAGCAGACAAUGACUCACCGUCUGUCUGGGACUCUCAGAGAAAACACCUCCGUAUCUCCUCACUCCCCGGUUCUGCAGCCAUCAGGACUGGCUCAGCAACAGGCACCGCUCCCACUCCUUCACCUCAGGUUAGUUCACAGCGAUAAAGCUCAGUGAUUUAUCGUGUGUCAGUGGAUCAUAAACAGCUGAUUUUUUUUAUGUGGGUCAUAAAAACAGGAUUGUUUCUGCUGAUCACACACUGGUGAUUUUUGUGUUUUUCUCUCAGCUACUUUUCAGAAAAUCAAACCUGUCGAGGCGUGGAGAGGGGCUCGAACUACGGUGUGACUCUGGCUGUAGGGGACAAGACAUCAGAGGGUCUGGGUUUGAGCAGGAACACAGAGCGCCCCCUGCUGGCUUUGGGUGGAUGGCAGCAAGAGAUCUGUCAGGACUCGCAGGCUCUGAGGAGCUACACCGGUCUGCCACGUCCCCGCAACAAGUCCGACGGAUGUCUGUUACAACUUUUUUCUCGUAGAAUUACAACUUUGUUUUCCUAUUUUGGGAUUUUAGCCUCAGUUUGAAACAUCUGUUGUAUUUUUCAUCCCUCUGUCUCACAGGAGCAGUUCAGUGUCAGUGUGCACCUUGUAG